ACUCUGGCUUCCUCACUGUGGAGCACAUCUGGACGGCGGAUGACCGUGUCACAUCUUAUGUGGUCACCGUCAGCCGGGACCGCUGUAUGACUGCGUGGAAGAUGAACGUCACAGACGGAAAGAUGCCCACAGCGGUGUACACAGUCAAGAUGAAGGAGGACACUAAGAGCGAGCUGGUGGCGGCUGCGGUGGGCGCCGUCAGCUUGGACGCGGAUGGCGCGCUCUCGUUCACCGCCGCUGGCGUCAUGCCUGACGGCGUGUUCGCCGUGCACGUGACCCUGGAGCCGGCCGGCGGCGGCCACCACAAGCUGGACUGGUGUCCCAUGGGCGGCUGGAUCACGCCGCUGCUCUGCGUGGCCGUCGGCGGCCAGCAGCGCUGCCUGCUGGUGGGCGACGCCGACGGCCACCUGACCGUGGUCAACAAGUGCGCCAAGAGACACGCCUUGUAUCAGUGCGGCGCCGAUCCGGACCCGGCCGUGAUGCAGGUGCGCGCGCUGGGGACCUCGACGCUAGUGGCCUGCGACAGGAACGGCAUGGUCUGUCGGCUGGAACAGUCGGAGCGCCUCAACGUGCUGCGCGCGGAGUGGGAGCCGGUCUUGCCGGCGGCGCGCCGGCUGCAGCCGCCGGCCGCCUCCUCGUGCCAGCUGCCGACCGAUGCCCAGCGGCGGGAGGUGCGGCCGCCGGGCGCCGACGCCGAGCCCGUGAACAAGGACGGGGCGCCGCCCGAGCCGACCGCCCCUACCGCCCUGCUGGUGACCGACACUGAGCUGGUGCUGGGCGACGCCGCCGGCCGGCUCUGGUGCCGCUCCGGCGCUGAGUACAGCUGCACCAAGGCGCACGCGGCCGCCGUCACGUGGGUGGGCCGUGACCCGUGCCGGCCCGAGAUCCUGUACAGCAGCGGCGUGGGCGAGUUCGAGUUCGCCAGCUGCGUGCGCCACUGCGCGCUGGUGGCGGCGCCGGCUGCCGGCCUGCCAACGGGCCUAGUCCACGAGCACGGCUCUCGUGCCUUGGGCUGUCGCGGUUCGCUCACAGCUCUUGUUGAGCUGUGA
This is a messenger RNA of Pollicipes pollicipes, 1049 nucleotides long. RefSeq lists its product as uncharacterized. Bases 87 to 1049 code for a protein of 320 amino acids. The transcript is spliced from 7 exons. NCBI's taxonomy places the organism in Eukaryota, Metazoa, Arthropoda, Thecostraca, Pollicipedomorpha, Pollicipedidae. The record is from RefSeq and is a predicted model, not a curated record.